Eupeodes corollae is the source of this 5280-nucleotide messenger RNA. RefSeq lists its product as uncharacterized. The record is from RefSeq and is a predicted model, not a curated record. The transcript is spliced from 8 exons. NCBI's taxonomy places the organism in Eukaryota, Metazoa, Arthropoda, Insecta, Diptera, Syrphidae. Bases 2342 to 4681 code for a protein of 779 amino acids.
UACAUAAUGCCAGUUUAGUUUGCGUUCGAUGAGAUUGCACAAAUACAAACGCAUUUCACUUAUUUUUUGGAUGAUCUACCAAUACAUAUUGGUAAUUUACAUAAGUAUAUAGAGAAAAAGAAAGCGAAUAAAGUUAUCCGCCAUUGUAUUCAGCGGUUUUAUUCAGUAUUAUUCUUCUUUCAGACAGUUGCUAAAAACAAUUGCCAAAAGCCGAAGUCAAUUCGACUCAAGUAUCCACUUAGAAGAGAUCUAGAAAGAACAUUACCAAAGUUUUUAUUUUUACGCAGUUGCAAUUGCAAGUGAGUUCCAGUUUUGAACAUAAAUUAUUAUUUUUGUUCCAGACAGUUUCUAAAAACAAUUGCCAAAAGCCGAAUGCAAUCCAAAUAUCCACUAAGAAGAGAUUUAGAAAGAAAAUUACCAAAGUUUUUACGCAGUUGCAAGUGAGUUUCUGUUUUGAACAGGAGAUACCUUUAAUUAUUAACAUUAUUCAAGUACCUACGAACAAAACAGUUGCUAAAAACAAUUGCCAAAAGCCGAAGUCAAUUCGACUCAAGUAUCCACUUAGAAGAGAUCUAGAAAGAACAUUACCAAAGUUUUUAUUUUUACGCAGUUGCAAUUGCAAGUGAGUUCCAGUUUUGAACAUAAAUUAUGUGAUAUUUUUGUUCCAGACAGUUUCUAAAAACAAUUGCCAAAAGCCGAAUGCAAUCCAAAUAUCCACUAAGAAGAGAUUUAGAAAGAAAAUUACCAAAGUUUUUACGCAGUUGCAAGUGAGUUUCUGUUUUGAACAGGAGAUACCUUUAAUUAUUAACAUUAUUCAAGUACCUACGAACAAAUUUGAGCACUAUCAAAAAUUGAGGAAAAAUAUUCAAAUAUGGAUUUAGUCCGAGAAAAAUUAAAAAAUUGGAAUAUGGAGCACUUAACAGACGCUUUUAUAAAUUGAUGUAGUGUCCAUCGACACGCUAUCUGAUGUUACCCAGCCACUUUCUCCCUGGACUUCAAGCUCAAUCGAGAUUGAAAACAUAGAAGACUUGGAUAAAACUCUUCAAUUUGUCCUAGAAGAUCAAUCAAACCCAAAUUGUUCAAACAAAAACCAUACAUCUGUUUCUAAAGGAACAGUUAAAGAAUAUCUAUCUCAUGGUGAAGGCAAAGUGCUAAAAACAUUUUUUAAAUCACACGGAAAACUAGACCAAUUUAACAGAAAUCGUUUAGCAUCAAUUAUCAUUGCUAAGGAGUUUGAGUUGGUUAACAGUUCAAAUGAAAAUGACUUUAAAAUAACCACAGAAAGAUUUAAAGAACUCACACAACAAAUACUCGAAAUUUUUCCUACUGAAUCACCAUCUAUAUACUUCAACCCAUAUAUGAAAGACACAAAACGAAGGGCAUCUGGAAAACUGUGGGAACGAUUGCAAACAUUUAAAAAAACAAUUCGACGAUCUAAGACACUUUCAAUCCAACAUUCAGAUUCAACACCAACUAUUAAAACCUCGGAAAUUGAAAAAAUUAAUGAAAAAUUACAGUUCCUUUAUAACUAUCUAGAACCAUAUGAUAAAAUUGUUGAAUUUUGGAAUGAUACUGUAGAAGCAAGGGCUGAACUUUUUAAACCAGAAUCAAAUCUAACAAUAGGUUCAUAUGUGGACAAAUUUCCUAUUUUAAAGAGUGCUGAAGGAUAUAAACUUUAUAAAAUAGAUUUUGACCAUUACUACAAGGACAAAUCAAACAAUUUGCUACACAAGUGGACUGAAAUAAACACGAAACUCAUAAACAUUGCUGAAAAGAAAAAUAAACCAGAAAUAAAGAAUCUUUUAACAUUUAAAAGCAACAUAAUUGGAUUCUUUCUUUUACCAUAUCUUUUAUCCACUCCAGUCUUAGGAAAAAGAAAACUUACACAGACUAAACGCAGCACGAAGCUUGAAAGUGCUGAUUCCUUUUUUAUUUUUGUUUCGUGCUCAAGCCGAAUUCAAGAAAAGUUGGUAGAGGUAAGGAGAUUGCUUCAAGUCAAUAAGCAAACCUUACAACCAACUGUAAUUCUUGUGGGUGAAAAUAAAGCUGAUAUCACGGAGGCAUAUUUAGCAAUUGAUGACAGUCUGUACAACUGCGAAGGUCCCAUAGAGGCAAUAGAUGCAUGCUUCAAGAGCUACACAGCAUUGAACGCCAAAUUUCCUGAGUCCGCACAUCAUAUUUGGAUGCUCAUCCAAAAGUACAUUUAUAAUAUCAGCACCGUACACGACAAAAAUUACACUACAGUUAACUCGCUAAUUAGCGACCUUACGUAAGUCCUUAGCAUUAUAAUUUUUUUUUUGCUUAAAUAUAUUAAAAGUUAAGUUACUAUAAUUUAUUUUAAAUGGAGUGCUUUAAAUGCAAUGUAUUUCAUGCAUCAUUUCAAACUUAUGUUCAACACUUGAAACAUAAACAUAAAUAUGUAAAUAUAUAUAAAUGUCAAAAAUGUAAUGAAGAAAGAUCAUUUAUUUAUUUUAAUAGUUUUAAAAAACACAUAAGCAAGCAUUUUAUGAAUCCUUUGGAUAAAUUUGCAAAACAUUUAGGUGAAAAAAAUACUCACAUAAUUCCUCAUAAUACAAUUGAUGUGGAAAACCCAUUUCAAACCGGGGGUUCACUACAAAAUAUAAGCAUUAACAUUUUAAGAGAUAAUGCUAAUUUAGAACUCAUUUCGAACCUUUACAAGAAAAAUAGUAUAUGUAAAAAGGAUGUGCAGUACAUAGUAACAGCUUUUGACGCCUAUUUUAACAGCGAUUUCCUUAAAACUCUUUUUAAAGGUGUUAAUAAAAGUUAUGCGCAGGCUAUACAAAAUCCUUUCAAACAUAUCUCGACAGAAUAUAAACGAAUAAACAUGUUAAGAGAAAAUGGUUUGUACUUUUCUUCAUCGUCUGCCACUAUAGGCAAUCGACUAGAUUAUACAAAUCUUGAAAAUCGCACAAUACUUCAAAACAUCACAGUGAAGGAAAAAUAUAUUUCACUUAAGCGUUAUAUGAUUGUGUUUUUAGAAAAUAGUUCGGUUUUCGAUCAUAUAAUGGAGUAUAUUAACGAAUUGAAACUUGAAACCAAUUCUGUUAGUAACGUAAUGCAAACCGCGUUUUGGAAAGAAAAAGUUACUCAAUAUUCUCCUCAAUGUAUUGUUCUACCAUUACUUGUGUACUUCGAUGACUUCGAGGUUAAUAACCCUCUUGGUUCAAGGAAUGGCUACCAAAAGAUAGGUGGUGUUUACGUGUCGUUUCCGUUUCUUUCGCCGCUGUAUCGUUCCAAAUUAGAAAAUAUUUUUGUGACAUUAUUGUUUCAUACACUUGACAAAAAAGCAUACGGUAAUAGCGUCUUCCGGCCCCUAAUUGAUGAAUUGAAAGACCUUGAAAUUAACCCCUUAAAAAUAUCUAAUAAACAGGUUUUUUUUGUCCUUGUUUCUUGUAUAGGUGAUAAUUUAGGACUUAAUUCCAUGCUUGGCUUCACUGAAAGUUUUUCUUGUAACUUUUUUUGCAGAAUAUGCAAAAUGCAGAAGAGCGAUGCACAAACUGCCAUUACAGAAAAUCCUUUCUUGAUUAGAAAUCCAAAAAAUUAUGCAGAUGAUUUGAAAAAACAUGACGUUAAAAAAACUGGUAUUUUAUCAUCAUGUAUUUUCAAUGAACUUCGCAAUUUCCAUGUUUGCCGAAAUUUUAGUGUUGAUUUACUUCAUGAUCUUUACGAGGGUAUUUGUGGUUUUGAAACAGCAUUUAUAUUGCAUUCAUUUAUUAAAAAUUCAAAAUAUUUCACUUUAGAAAUAUUAAAUAAUAGAAUUAUAGGGUUCUUUUAUGGGCGAUUCGAAGGUUUAAACAAACCUCAAGAGCUCAGUAUGGAUAAUUUAAAAAAUCAUAAGCUAAGAUAUUCAGCUUCAGAACUAAUAUGGUUUAUGAAAUACCUGCCACUUAUUAUUUCAGACUUGGUGCCUGAAUCCGACAUUUUAUGGAAUUUUUUUUUAAUUUUAAAAGAAAUAAUAGAAUUACUAUUUUUAGAAAGCAUUGACGAACAAAUUAUUAGUUGCUUGGAAAAUUUAAUAAGAAAGCAUCACACUUUAUAUUUAACUCACUUUAAAAUGCCACUCAGGCCAAAGCAUCACUUUCUUACUCAUUAUCCAUUCAUAAUGCGAAAAUUUGGCCCGUUGAAACAAUUUUGGGUUAUGCGACACGAAGCAAAGCAUAAAGAAUUAAAACAAAUUGCAAAUUCUACACGAUCUCGAAUAAAUAUUUGCCAUACAAUUGCGGAACGGAUUCAGCUAUCAUUUUUCCAAAGUAAAUUUCAAAACGAUUUUGAAAAUAAGAUCAUUUCUGGAAAAGAAAUCAAAUGUUUUAACCCUUUCAACAAUAUUUCUGUUUAUAUUGCUCAGUUGAAAAACUUAGACAGCAACACUAAGUUUUGUAAGUGGACAGCAAUUUGUGAUAUAAAAAUUAAAAUAGGAAUGGUAAUAGAAUUUAAUAACAUUGAUAAUAUUCCAUGCUUUGGGCUUGUAGAAUUGAUAGGUAUAGUGCGCGAAGCAAAUAUUUUCUGCAUUUGCAAGCUACUGAAAACAAUGUUUUUUGAUAGGCACAAUUAUGCAUUCUUGGUGGAAAAAACGAAUUUAUUUAAAAUUAUUGAGUUUAAAUUAAAUGUAACAAAUAUACGUUCUAUAAUUUUAUCUGAUCGGGAAUUAUAUGUUACUUAACUAAUUUAAAUGUAAUUCCACCCUCUAUCACGUUAACCUACGCUUUUAUAAGAAAUAUUUUCCUUUAGUAAGAAUAAUAUCUAUUUAUUGCUUAUUCUAAAUAAGAUUCUCUUAUAUAAAUUUCCUACCUUAUAAUCAGAUAGACGACGAAUGUCCCUUAACGUAUGCUUGCAUACGGUUUCAAUUUAAAAAUUACAUUACUUGUAUAAAUUCAUUUUUUUCUUUAAAUCAAAAAAAAAAAACAAGCAUCAACAGCUACACAGAAUUGAACGAUAAGUUUCAAAGUAUAAUUAUUCUUUUAUAUUCUUCACACUUUUCAUAAUCAAAACUCCUUUUUCUUUGCUCCUAAUAUCAUUUGGAUGCUACACCUAAAUUAAAUUCAUAGUUUCAAUGGCACGACCAGAAUCACACUAAUGUUAAAUAUCACUAAUUUGAUUUCUAAUCAAACAAAAUAUCUUUUUAAAAUAUAAACAAAAAGAAAAUCUUUAUUGUUUUAAAUUGAGUUCCUAAAAUGUAAUGUAUUUCAUGAUACAUUCUAAACUUGUGUUCAACAUUUGAAAAUGUCCAACAGAACGAAAAUUUAUUUUAAUAGUUUUAAG